Molecule: messenger RNA, 2115 nt
Organism: Fusarium tjaetaba
Lineage: Eukaryota; Fungi; Ascomycota; Sordariomycetes; Hypocreales; Nectriaceae
Product: zinc finger transcription factor YRR1
Exons: 3
Coding region: 1-2115 (704 amino acids)
Biological process (GO): regulation of DNA-templated transcription
Molecular function (GO): zinc ion binding; DNA-binding transcription factor activity, RNA polymerase II-specific
Source: RefSeq, a predicted model, not a curated record
AUGGGUCGUCAGCCUCGUCAGCGUCCUGUGUCUUGCAACUUCUGCCGUGUGCGCAAGUUGCGCUGCAGUAGAGAAUUCCCGUGUUCCAAUUGCACAAGCCGCGGAGUUCAAUGCCAGGCUCAAGACCCACCCCGGGCACCGGGUCCGUCUUCACGGCCGGUAUCUAAACGUGCAGGCGGAGGUGUAAGCGGAAGCGGAAGCGGAGGCGGAGGCAGUGGUGGUGGAGGACCAUCUUCUGCGGGCAAGGAGGCGGACAUCCUCUCACGAUUGGAGAGGCUGGAAGCUCUUCUCGCAGAACGAAACAAAGGGACUGACUCUAACUCUAACUCCAACUCCAACUCUCGAACAAUAUCAUCAGCCCCUUCGAGUGUAGAAGGCAGUGAUGUUGCUUCCCAGACACAGCUGGAGCCUCUGCAACCGUUGCCAAUCAAUGUCCAGAACUUGACGGCUGAUGCUCUUUGGCUCGAGAGUUCAUGCCUUGGCCCAAAGCCAUCACCGUCAUGUUACAUCUUUCAAAACUCAAGUGUCCCCUCAGGCUUCCUCGCUUUAGAACCAACAAGGUGCAUCUGGUUGCCUCAACGACAUGAAACCAAGGUUUUGGUUCACAAGUACACCUCGGUCAUCACUUUUAUGCAUCAUGUUGUGCACAUUCCAAGCCUGUAUAAACUCGUCGAUGAGGUCUACGAUGCCGUUGAAAAGGGGACACAAGUUUCGCUGUGCUCAGUUCUCCUGAUGCUUGCCGUCUGCACCAACGUCACAUACGCAUGGACAGCAGUAGACAACAACAUGACGCCUCUCUUCUCUGAUUAUACAGAGGCAAACAACCAAUCAUUCGGAUGGCUCAAAUCAACCUUUGAUGUAUUCGAUGCAUCGCAGCGGAGGUCGGAGAUAGGUCUCGAGUUGGCCCAGGGUCUCAUCAUCGUGAGCUUCGUCCUGUUGAACUUGGAAGGGGUUUCCUCCCGAGCUCGAAACUGUUUCUUCAAUUCCAUCACCAUUUGCCGUGAGCUCGGACUGCACCGUCUGGAUCACCCUCACAACCCGCCCUCGGUGCAAAUACCCCAGCUCAGUCCUCUCAAAAUGGAGACUGCUCGGCGAGUUUGGUGGUACCUCAUUGGUACAGAUGCCAUGAUAUCUCGAUUUCCAGGCCCGCAUGAAGGCACCUACCUGAUCAAUCCAAGGCAAAUGAAUGUCAGAAAACCUCUGAAUGCCGACGAUGAAGAUCUUGUAGAAGGACAAGAGUUGGUGGGAAAGCCAAUGAAUUGUUCCACCAACAUGUCUUAUUUCUUACAGAGGGUACGACUCGCUGAGGUCGUCCGCAACUUCACUGACCGAGUACCUCUCACAAAUUCUUCAAAUCCAGAUGUCCACUCAUACGACCUGGUUUUGGAAGUUGAUGCGGCCAUCGAGCAAUUCAUUCAAGACCUGCCCCCAUUCCUCAAGUUUAGUACAGGUGACCUACAGCAGCUCCCUGCUGCAGAAGCGCAUAAAAAACCAGGGCUGAUCAUUCAGCGACAUAUCAUGAAUGUCUUUGUCCAUGGCCAAAGAUGCAAACUUCAUCUCCCAUAUCUAGCCCGUGGAGCAGUCGAGCCUACGUAUGCUCGCUCCCGGCGCGUGUGUCUUGAUUCAGCACGCAUGGUCAUACAAACAGAACACCAGCUCGAGAACGAAGCUACAACUUUUAACUCGACACGGCUCAGGUUGUGUUUAGUCUUGCAUAGUGUAUUCAUCGCCAGCAUUGUUCUUAUUUUGGACUUCUGCCUAGGCGCCGAUGCCGACGAGAAAGAACAAAGACGAGAAGACUUAUUGGAAGCAUGGGACAUCUUGGAGGCGGCCAAAGAACUCUCCAGACCCACGGCUCGCAUACAAGAUCUAUUGACACAGGUGAUGAAGAAGCAUAAAGUGACGCUGCCAGUGGGCAAGGAGAGGCAGAGAUCGGCGGGAUGUGAAAAUCUUCCACUUACACCAAGCUCGUCAACUGCCAUGUUGUCGAAUGGCACGACACCAAAUGAUGCCAUAGCAUCUGUCCAAGACUUGAGCGACAUGGGAUUGAAUAUGGACUUGGAGGGAAUGGAUUGGGAGAAUUUGCUUUGGGGUUUAGAGGCUCCUUUAUUCUGA